AUGGAAUUGCAGCUGCGUAAAAAUGAAAACGGAAUCGGAGAAACGGAAAUUAAAAAUCAAGAUCCACUCCAAAAGAUGAUUGGAUCAUUUGGCAGAUUUCAAUUACGUCUUUGCUUUCUUAUAUUUUUGACAAAAUUUCCUGUGGCCUUUCAUCAAAUGGCAAUAAUAUUCCUGGCUCCGAAAGUUCAAUACACGUGCGGGAACGCGACCAUUGAGAAAUGUCCUUGUUCUAAUCCUGUUUAUGAUACUUCGAUUUUUAAAAGGACUAUAAUCAUGGAAUGGGAUUUAAUUUGCGAUAAAAAAUGGUUGACUAGUUUUACACAAACAUUGUUUCAAUUAGGUACAUUGAUAGGUAGUGUAUUAUUUGGAAUGGCUUCAGAUAGGUUUGGAAGAAAGAAACCGUUACUAGCUGCCAUCGUUAUUCAAGUAACGAUGGGUAUAUCUGCAGCAUACAUACCGGAUUAUUGGGGGUUCACUUUCGUCCGAUUUCUAGUUGGAAUUUCAGUUGGUGGUACAAUGGUGAUUGGAUUUGUCAUAAUCAUGGAAUUUGUUGAAACUAAAUAUCGUGAUGUCAUUUCCGCCCUUUAUCAAGUGCCAUUUAAUUUGGGACACAUGUUACUGCCCGUUUAUGGAUAUUUUUUGAGAGACUUUUCAGAUUUUCAGUUGGGAAUUUCAAUACCGACAAUUAUUUUACUAAGUUUAUUUAUACUUUUACCGGAAUCUCCAAGAUGGUUAAUAGCUGUUAAUGAAACUGAUAAAGCCAUAGUUAUUUUAGAAAAAGUAGCCAAAGAAAAUAAACAACCAUCAGUUGAUAUUCGCAAAGAAGUUGAAACAUACCAACAAACAUUGCAACAAAAUCAAACUAAAAAAGGAAACAUAUUAGAUUUAUUUCGAACACCAAAUCUACGCAAGAAUAUUUUGUGCAUGGCGUUUAAUUGGCUAAGUUGCAGUUAUUGUUUCUACGGCGUGUCGCAAUACGUUGGUCAACUCAGUGGAAAUGUAUUUAUUAACGUAGCGGCGAGCGCAAGUGUGACCCUUCUUGGUACUUUGGCAUCAAUACCAUUAAUGAAAAUCUUAGGAAGGAGGACAAUCGUGAUAUUAUCUAAUUUUAUUUGUGCUUUGUGUUUACUCAUACUUUGUUUUGUUCCCGAAGGCAUAAGUUCGGUCGUGUUCGCAAGUAUAGGCGUGGUAACAAGUUUUAUUGUUUUUGUUGUUGUAUAUUUGUACUGUACGGAAUUAUUCCCGACUGUAGUCCGAAAUGCUGCUCUUGGUUUUUCAUCUAUGAUGGCGCGAGUUGGAUCUAUGAUAGCGCCCUUUGUUAUUGAAUUGACGGAUGUAGCGUUAUGGCUGCCACCAUUUGCCUUUGCUGUAGUACCAUUAUUAGGAGCUAUAAUAACAUUUCUUUUACCUGAAACAAAAGGUGUUGAGUUAAUGACUACAAUCGAGGAAGGAGAAAAUUUUGGUAAAAAGGUUGCAAAUACUUCAAACAAUACACAAAAUAAAUAA
Molecule: messenger RNA, 1506 nt
Organism: Parnassius apollo (apollo)
Lineage: Eukaryota; Metazoa; Arthropoda; Insecta; Lepidoptera; Papilionidae
Source: the annotation of a GenBank genome assembly